UACUCCCUUCGAUGAGAAAUUUUCGGCAGAGAUGCGCUCAUAUAGGAUGCAUACUCCCAGUUACCAUUGGUUGUGGGUACUGCUGUUUAAAUCACAGUAAUAUGGCUUCUACUUCUUAUGGGAGUUUAUCCUUCCACUACAUUGGCGGUUUCACAGAUGCAGAUGAGAGGCUGAGGACGUGCUGUCUUUGUCUGUACAAUCGACGUAGAGGGUUACAAGUGGGUGUCCCAAAUCUUUCCUAGGGGAACAAUCUUUACCACGGUUCCAUGGCAACAAACUCGGGUCUUCCGCACAGACAUGGAAUCAACUACUGAUUGGCUAUUUUUCACCACUCCACCAACUAGUUACGCGGCAAUGAGCAACUCAACCUUGAAGUGGCACGCAAAUCAGCGGAGAGUGGUACACAUUGAAGGUUACGAUUCUGUUUUUCAUACUAUUCACAACCUCAGAACUACUUCCAAAGUUGAAGAUCCUGAUUUGGCGUCGACGUGUAAGGCAUGGCAUCUGCAUCUAUUUCAACGUGGAGACCACUCUCUGUAUUGCCUUUCAUAUGGCGGAAAAGUAGAUGCCGAACCAUUGCUUCGUAGUGAGAGAUGCACGAAAGAUUACCAUCUUCCUCCAGAUAACACUCCUGAUGAUUCUACUCCACCACGACCUCGAGGCCAUCUCGUUCUUGUAAAGAAAAAAAGAGAUGAUUUGCCAAGGGAAACCCAAAAAAGCUCUUCGGGUGUUUGUAUUAAGAAGUUCUUGAGUAACUACGGCUUUAACAUUGGAAAGGAAAUAUAUUUCCUAGGAACAUGGGGUAAACAUGUGAGCGGAUGUGGCAAUUGGGGUAUAAUUGUUCAGCUCAGGGAACUUGAGAGGGGAGUUAAUAUCUUUGUUGCAACUCCUGGCCGGUUAAAUGAUUUGCUAGAGAGAGCUAGAGUCUCCAUGCAGAUGAUUAAAUUCUUAGCUCUUGAUGAGACAGACAGGAUGCUGGACAUGGGUUUUGAACCACAAAUCAGAAAGAUUGUUGAACAAAUGGACAUGCCUCCACGUGGAGUGAGACAGACAAUGUUGUUCAGUGCUACAUUUCCAAGGGAGAUCCAGAGACUUGCAGCUGAUUUCAUGUCAAACUAUAUAUUUUUGGCUGUGGGAAGUGUGGGUUCAAGCACUGAUUUAAUUGCCCAAAGGGUUGAGUUUGUCCAGGAGUCUGACAAGAGAAUCCAUCUCAUGGACUUGCUUCACGCGCAGAGAGAGACCCAAGACAAGCUUGUGAGAGGGAAGGAGAUGUGUAUUACUACUGUGAACCCGUGUAUCACAACUGUGGAUUACAUUCGAGGUGAAGGUUUGCUGAGUAAUGGUGGGAAUUCUAUUGGUACCAUAGUAAGCAAGAUUAAGGGGGGAUGUUGCAAUUGGUGUUUGGUCGUUCAGGUUGACACGGAGAAUACUGGAUAUUUGCAUGAUAAACUUACCUCUAAUCAAAAAGCAAGUUCUUCAGAUACAGAGACCGUCAUGAGUAACUACGCCUUUCAUGUAGAUGAUUUUGAAGAAAUAUUGAAGUAUUGCUGGGGUAAACAACUUGUGGGAAGGGAACGAUAUUUCCAUGGCAGCGGUAAAAAUGUGAGAGGAAAGGACCCGUGUAUAACUACUGUGGAUUACAUUCGAGCUGAAGGUUUGCUGGGUAAUGGUGGGAAUGCUAUUGGUACAAUAGUGAGCGAUUUUAAGGGGGGAUGUGGCAAUUGGUGUAUGGUGGUUCAGGUUAUGGAUAGUUCUGAAGUUAGAUUUGGAUGGAAGGUCAACAAAUCUCAGGCGAAAUAAGAAUAUAGUGAGAGAGAUAACCAGUCACUUAGCAUCUUUUGAGGAGGUUUUCUUUUUUACAGCAAGAGUGGAUGUGGCCCUGGAUUAGUAUAGCGGAUGUGGCCCUGGAUUAGUAUAUUGUUACUUUUAAAAAAACAUUACAUGUAAAAUCAUUUUGUGGUGUGUGGUGCUGCUUUCUAGAAAGCCGCCUCCAUAUUCGUCUUAUUGGCCGGAGAAACAUUGACUUCUUCUACAUUGACUCAAAAAAAUUUCUGUCCUUUAAUUACCAUCUAAUUGUCUAUGAUUUAAAAAGAUA
Messenger RNA from Capsella rubella, 2095 nucleotides. Its product is annotated as ATP-dependent RNA helicase DBP7-like. Gene Ontology annotation, cellular component: nucleus. Lineage: Eukaryota; Viridiplantae; Streptophyta; Magnoliopsida; Brassicales; Brassicaceae. The transcript has 11 exons. Gene Ontology annotation, molecular function: ATP binding; RNA binding; RNA helicase activity. The record is from RefSeq and is a predicted model, not a curated record. The coding region runs from base 298 to 1800 and encodes 500 amino acids.